GCAGGGCAACUCUGCCCGGAUCCCCUCCUAUGUCUUGCCAUGAUGUUGAUCGUGAAGAGAACGAAUGCAUUAGCCCCCUACAGAAUUCUGCGGUGAACAUUAGUUUACUUUCCGUCAUGAUCAGAUCCGGAAAGAGCAGAUUCCUGCGAGAUGUGAUGUGCCGUAAGGGUCAACUGUGCAGAGUCGAACGGAAGAUGCUUUCAUAUAAGAGAGCCUGUCGUACUCAAUGUGAUCAAGUAGGAUGGUAUUGCAGCAUCUCCCAGUUCAACCCUUACUCUCAACCCAUCGUCGAAGACUCUCCACGCAUUGCCGCACAGUAACCUACCAAAAUGGCACCAGUUCGCAAGUUGCAAGUUGGCAUUGCUGGCCUCGGUCGCAUGGGAGCUCGCCAUGCCCUCAACUUCCAGAACCGCACACCCCGAUGUAAUCUUGUCGCUGCUUUCACACCUGACCCAAAGGAGGCAGAAUGGGCAGCAACAGAACUACCUGGUUGUAAGAUUUACAACAACUACGACGAGAUGCUUAAGCACGAAGGCCUCGAAGCUGUUGUCGUUGCAUCGGUCACAACAGCCCAUGCCGAGCAAGCAAUCAAGGCCAUUGACGCAAAUAAGCAUGUACUUUGUGAGAAGCCUUUGAGUACCAGUAUCGAAAUCUCACAAUCAGUAGUGGACGCAGCAGCUAAGAAGCCACACCUCAAGGUCAUGUGCGGUUUCUCGCGGCGCUUCGAUCAGUCUUACAGACAGGCAUUCGAGCGCAUGGAUGCAGGUGCUAUUGGUCGACCAUCGGUUUUCCGCUCUCAGACUUGUGAUAAACUUGACCCUUCAGGCUUCUUCGUUGCAUACGCCGAGUUCAGCGGGGGUAUCUUUGUCGACUGCAACAUUCACGAUAUUGAUCUGGCUUUAUGGUACUUUGGCCAAGACUCCGUUGUCAAGAGCGUCGUCGCUAUGGGCAUCACGGCUGUGCAGCCUGAGCUGAGAAAGCACAAGGACGUUGACAAUGGUGUAGGUAUCGUGGAGUUUUGGGGCGGCAGGAUCGCAUACUUCUACAGUAGCAGGAUGAUGGCAGCCGGUCAACAUGAUAUGACCGAGAUCAUCGGAACUGAUGGAAAGCUGGCUAUCAACGCAAACCCCAUGGGCUCAUUAGUCGAGAUGCACGAGCCGCAAGGCGUGAGACGUGAAAUUCCUCAUGACUAUUACGGCCGCUUCGAGCACGCUUUUGUCACAGAGGCCAAUGAGUUUACUGCAGCAUGCUUGGAUAAUAACAAGCUGCCGUUUAAGCUUUCGGGAGCUGUUCAGGCAGUUAAGAUUGGCUGCGCUCUACAGGAGAGUCUGAACUCGGGCCAAAAGAUCAGCUUUGAUGAGACUGGCCGACGCAUUGAGGCUGCCAAGUUGUAGACAAUCCAUAGAGACUAAUAUGCAUAGCGAACAUUGUAAAUUGAACGAGAUAUUUUCUGUCCUUG
Messenger RNA from Truncatella angustata, 1459 nucleotides. RefSeq lists its product as uncharacterized. The coding region runs from base 330 to 1394 and encodes 354 amino acids. Lineage: Eukaryota; Fungi; Ascomycota; Sordariomycetes; Amphisphaeriales; Sporocadaceae. Gene Ontology annotation, cellular component: cytoplasm. The transcript has 2 exons. Gene Ontology annotation, biological process: NADPH regeneration. The record is from RefSeq and is a predicted model, not a curated record. Gene Ontology annotation, molecular function: nucleotide binding; oxidoreductase activity.